AUGAAUCCCCAUCAGAAGAACAAGGUUGACGUCAAGUCCCUCUCCCCCGAGGAACAGCGCCUCUUCCGCCUCUACGGCAAACUCCCCUCCCGCUCCGACCACUUCGCCAAGCACCUCAAGGAGCGCAAAUACUUCGACUCGGGCGACUACGCCCUCUCCAAGGCCGGCAAGGCCGAUUCCGUCGACACGGGCUCCGUCGGCUCCGAGCACCCCGUCCCCGAGAACAUCCCCCACCUCACGAGCCCCGUCAACAACAGCGGGCCCACGGGUCACAUCCUCAAGCACACCGGCGCUGGUAUACAGGCGGGCAGUCCCGUCAAGGAGAGCAGCUUUUUGCAUCGGGAGACGAGCGCCGAGGAUGUGGAGGCCGAGGAGGGGAAGGAGAAUAAGGCGGUGCCGGUUGGUGGGGUUGUGAAGUCGUUGCCUGUUAGGCGGUGA
Messenger RNA from Scedosporium apiospermum, 438 nucleotides. RefSeq lists its product as uncharacterized. The record is from RefSeq and is a predicted model, not a curated record. NCBI's taxonomy places the organism in Eukaryota, Fungi, Ascomycota, Sordariomycetes, Microascales, Microascaceae. Gene Ontology annotation, cellular component: cytoplasm. The transcript has 2 exons. Gene Ontology annotation, molecular function: protein phosphatase inhibitor activity. The coding region runs from base 1 to 438 and encodes 145 amino acids.